Molecule: messenger RNA, 836 nt
Organism: Sorex fumeus (smoky shrew)
Lineage: Eukaryota; Metazoa; Chordata; Mammalia; Eulipotyphla; Soricidae
Gene: CD79A
Product: CD79a molecule
Exons: 5
Coding region: 2-664 (220 amino acids)
Biological process (GO): B cell receptor signaling pathway; B cell differentiation
Cellular component (GO): B cell receptor complex; external side of plasma membrane; membrane
Molecular function (GO): transmembrane signaling receptor activity
Source: RefSeq, a predicted model, not a curated record
GAUGUUGGGGGAUCUCGGACUCUUCCAGACCUCUCCUGCCACCGUCUUCCUCAUUUUGCUCUUUGCUGCUGACAUGGGCGCAGGCUCUGGGAACCUGGAGGUGACACCAGGCCCGCUGUCUCUGACAGUGGUUGAGGGCGACAUGGCUCGCUUUGAGUGUUCCAACAAUAGGAAUAGCCCCAACAUCACCUGGUGGUACAGUCUCCUCUAUGCCAACCACUCGGAGGUCCUGAACAGCUCAAGUGGCAAGGUUGAACAUAUCAUCAAGAAAGUGAAGAAAGAACAUAGUGGCGUGUACUACUGCAUAGUGAUGGAAGGGAAACAGCGGGUGCGCUCCUGUGGCACCUACCUGCGCGUGCGCGAGCCAAUUCCCAGACCCUUCCUGGACAUGGGAGAGGGCACGAAGAACAACAUCAUCACCGCCGAGGGGGUCAUUCUGCUCUUUUGCGCCGUGGUGCCCGGGACACUGCUUCUGUUUCGGAAGCGAUGGCAGAACCUGAAGUUUGGGGUAGAGGCCCCGGAUGACUAUGAAGAUGAAAAUCUCUAUGAGGGCCUGAACCUCGAUGACUGCUCCAUGUACGAGGACAUCUCACGGGGCCUCCAGGCCACCUACCAGGAUGUGGGCAGCCUCCACAUUGGAGACGUGCAGCUGGAGAAGCCCUGAGCCCACCAACCACCGGCAGCCCCUGCGCACCCCCAAACCCCAACCCCGACAGGUCUCUUCACAAUCUGUCCAGUGUCCAUUUCGCCUCAGGUUCACCCUUCUUCCUGCUAGACCAUCCUCCCUCCCACAGGCCUACCCCCCCUAUUUCCCCCUCCCCAGCAUAAUGAGCCCU